Pelobates fuscus (common spadefoot toad) is the source of this 2108-nucleotide messenger RNA. Its product is annotated as lysosomal-associated transmembrane protein 5-like. The transcript is spliced from 2 exons. Gene Ontology annotation, cellular component: lysosomal membrane. NCBI's taxonomy places the organism in Eukaryota, Metazoa, Chordata, Amphibia, Anura, Pelobatidae. Bases 40 to 720 code for a protein of 226 amino acids. The record is from RefSeq and is a predicted model, not a curated record.
CCGAGUUGUGAAGGGUCCGAGCUGAGGAAAGUUUUUGCCAUGGUGACGCAGGAGCCCCCGCGGUGCUGCGGCUAUUUCAGUGUCCGCUCGGUGGUGCUGGGAGUGGCCAUUUACUAUGUGUUCGUCAGCCUGAAGUCGCUGGUGCUGCAGACGGUGGCCGUGGUGAAAUGCGGCGGAGUGUGUCCGGGCCCCUGGGGCUCCCCGGGGCCCAUCUCCGUCAUGUAUUCCCUGGGGCUGGUGCUGCUCUUCCUCAGCCUGUCCCUGCUGUUCGGGGUGCUCCGCCGCCGGCCCGGCCUCCUGCUGCCAUUCCUGGCCUUCCAGAUCAUCGAGCUGCUCUGCUCCCUCAUGCUGAUCUGCGGCCUGUUCGUGCGCUUCCCGUCCGAGCUGCGCAUGGUCAACUACCUGGCCGGCAUGGAGGAGCAGGACCGGAACAUGGAGGCCGGGGCCUCGGUGCUCUUCGUGGUGCUGGCCCUGCUCUUCGUGCUGCUCAAGGUCUACCUGAUCCGCUGCGUGCUCACCUACUACCGCUUCCUGCUCACCCGGGCCCUGCUGCCGCAGAACGACCAGGGAGACCUGGCCCUCAUCGUGGUCCCCGGCCCCGAGAAGAACCCCCUCCUGCUGCCUUCCUAUGAAGAGGCCAUCAGCAUGCCGGCCAAGGACAGCCCUCCCCCUCCAUACAGCCAGCCAGCUAGUGCAGAGCCCGGCAAGGAGACUGCAUGAAGGAGCACCGCCUGGGUGACCAGCCGGGCACAGUGUCACAUGUACCCCUAUAUAGCAUGUUAUGGGCACAGCCCUGGGAUACUAGGACUCCAUGGGGGGCUGGAGCCACACCACUGACUAUAAAUGCCAUCCUUAACUUGAUUUGGGGCAUGGCAUUCCAUCCUGGAACCUUACUUGGGGUUUUGUCUUCUUCUGUCAACUUCUUUUUACGUGUUCUAUUUCCCAUUAAAUUCCAUGUUCCUGACAGAAUACUAUCUAGUAAAGGCGGGGGGGAUUUGUGUAUCACUGACUUUGUAGUUUAGUGGCACAUUUUACCCAAGUAGACAAAGUGAGUCUAAUCUGUUGUACACCUUUAUGCAUAGUUUUAUAUAUCCUGGAUCAGCAUCUGUGCUUUGGUGGAUAAAAAAAUGUGAAGCGUAGAAAUGACUGACGCUUGUUAAUGAACCUGGAAGAUGGUUGUUUUCAUUCUUUCCCCAUAACCUGUUAGUCAUAAGAAGUAAUGGGUGCUAUCACGUGAAUUCCACAGUUGCUCAACCGACUAACUGUAGCGAAUUAAGACUUGGUAUAGUAGUGUGAGCCUAAAAUCUAAUCUGCGCGUAAAAAGGAUUUGUAGUGGGAAUCACAUUUGUUGUGAUAGAAUAUAUAGACAGGCCAUAAGAAAUACUUGCAUAGACUAUUGUUCAAUAGUGCCAAUACAUAAGUUUGUAUCCCAUCCGAUAUGAACUGCCGGUAGUUGUGCUCCAAAAAAAUAAUGCUGUGCUACUUAUGUAGCCUUGUUAGAAAUAAUUUGGGGAAUGAUUUAUCUUAUGAUCAUCCAGUUGUGUCCUAUGGUUUAUCAGCAUUUGUAUGACUCUGUGCUGUGUUAAGUCUGUGUAGCAGCAGUCCAAGUGUGCUGUAUUUUAUACACUAUAUUUACAUGCUUUUUGCUAGUAAGGCCCACAAACUGCUUGCAAAGUUUCUUAAUCUCUGCUUGAAGUUGGACAAUACUAGAACUGGUAUUUUAAAUGGUUUGGUGUUUUCCAGCAUGACAUCUGUUUUAAAGAUCAUUUUGGAUUAAAGCCUUCAAUUGACAUGUUUUACAUUGGAUAGUUAGCUUUUACUGUAAUGACAUAGUCUACACGUUUUUAAAAUUGCUGAAUUGUCUGGCUUAAAUUUGACAUUUCUAGCUCUUCAAUAACUUGGUCGACAUUACUCCUUAAAAUCAGUGUUAAUGGCGUAUAAACUAUAAUUUUCCAUUACUCUUCUUGGUAUGUAAACUGCUUUACACCAAAGAAAUUCUUUCCUAUAACUAUAGUAUUGGAUUUAAGCUUUCUAUUCAUUUAGAUAUAUCUUGUUUGACUCAUCAUGAAAGGGAAUCAAUGUACUAAAUAAACACUGCUUCUUCUAGA